AUGUUGAAAGGCAUCAACCCCACCGUCUACGACUUCUCCGACCACCACUACCUCUCCGCUGCGACCGCGGCCGAAUUGAACGACCGUGCGGUCAAUGAGGCAAUCUAUGGCUCCGACGAGUUCCGAAUGUACGCCUACAAGAUCAAGAGGUGCCCGCGGAUGCGGAGCCACGACUGGACGGAGUGCCCGUACGCCCACCGCGGCGAGAAAGCUCAGCGGCGGGACCCCCGUAAGCACAACUACGCCGCCAUCGUCUGCCCCGCGUUCCGUAACGGUGGGUGCGAGAAAGGCGACGCCUGCGAAUUCGCCCACGGCGUGUUCGAGUACUGGCUGCACCCCGCCCGGUACCGCACCCGCGCGUGCAAUUCGGGUCAGUUCUGCCAGCGCAAGGUCUGCUUCUUCGCACACUCGCCGGAGCAGCUCCGACCGGAGACCAAAUUAAAGCGACAUUACGCGUACCGGGCGAUCCGGACGGCGUCGAUAGACGCCAUGAACGACAUCAAUAAGAAGUUCAUCAGUACCAACGGCGGAGAUGGAUCAGCAGCCACGUCAUCAUCGUCGUCGUCGCCGUCGCCGGGGUUGAGGAAGACUGUUAGUGCUAUCAGUACCAUUGACGAUGAUUCUUUCGAAAGGUUCUCGGAGUUCUUGAAGAGUUUGAGAGCUUUGAAGAUAAGCGACGGUGGUGAUGGUCAUGAUGUGCAUGAUCAGAUCAGAAGAGAUCAUCAGAGAAUGGCCGUGAUGAUGCGUUCUACUUCUUCUUCCGGGUUAAUGGAUGUGUCGGAGUCCGAUUUGCCGCAUGUUGAGUGGAUUUCCGAGUUGGUGCAGUAA
Molecule: messenger RNA, 828 nt
Organism: Morus notabilis
Lineage: Eukaryota; Viridiplantae; Streptophyta; Magnoliopsida; Rosales; Moraceae
Product: zinc finger CCCH domain-containing protein 54
Exons: 1
Coding region: 1-828 (275 amino acids)
Molecular function (GO): metal ion binding
Source: RefSeq, a predicted model, not a curated record